GUGUGAAACGCAUUCAUGCAAGUCACGCAGCGCGCACAUGGUCACACACACACGUAGUCCCAUGCAUCACGCACACGUCAGUCCGUCAGUCGGUGUAUGUAUGUCACUGGCGCGGAGGGGAGGGGAGGGGAGCUACUUCUGUCCUGUGUGCUGCCUUUGGCCUCUCUGUCUGUCGACCAAGACAACCACAGCGGAAAUGAGGCAGACCAACAACUGAUCGACAACCAACAACCGUUUUAAGCAAAUGCAGCCGCUAACCCUUCCCUCAGACCUUUCCAACCCACUCACACAUCCCUCUACACUGGCCGGCCGCUAUGCCGCGGAUGCACACCCGAUCCAUGGCUUGGCUACCCUCACAUGCGGCGAUUUCUGCGCUGCUCUCGCAGCCUUGGGGAACGCCGCAGCUUCUUGAGCGGCUGCUCGUCAGCAGGGACUCUGCGGCGCUUGGGGGGCGGCGCAGCGGCCUCCUCAUCCAUGUCCCCAACAGGAGGCUGACCCACCUCUACAGCCGCGGGGACCCCACCCGCACCGUCACCCGCCCCCUGUGCUGCAUCGAUCCCGGCCAUCGGCUCGGGAAGCUGGCCCUCGUGUGCAGGUGGCUGGCCCACCGGUGCCUCUGCCUUGUCUCGGGAGAGACCGCUGGAGGGAGACUUCCCUCGGGCAGCCAGGAAGUGUGGCGCGGUGUGCCGACGGAUGUGCUGGCGAGGCAAGUCCCCCUUGCGACGUUCACUGCGGCCGUGCAAGCCCCCCUGCGCGCCGGGUUGGUCUUGGUCUUGGGGAGAGGGGUUGAGCAUAUCGACGUCCUCCUGCUGGGGAGGCUUUCCGGUGGCACUCGUCGGCUCACCAGUGCCCUCAGCACGGUCCUCCUCUCGGGGCCUCUUGCUGGCCCUCGGGCGGGCGGCGGCUGGACCUGGUGCCUCUGAGAGAGGAAGACACGACAACCGCGGAUGUGCAUUGUGCAUCCUUUUGUCUCCGUUGGUGCCUGCGCGCGUACCGUAUCUGGCCUUGGCACCUGCGAGUGCUGGGUGGUUGAGCGCCUCCCCAGCAGUGAUGCGGCGGCUCGGCUCGAUAGUGAGCAUGCUGGACGACACAAAAAAAAGGAGAUAGAUCUACAAGUCUCCCUGUGCCUCUCUCUCUCUCUGUUUGUGUCAGCAGCGUGUGUUCAUGUUUCUCACCGGUCGAUCAGGUCUACGAGGGGAUGGUUGGGGGCGAUGUCGGUACGCCCAUAGCAUCCCUCCUCCGACGACCGUGUCAGCAGCUGGUGGGUGGCAGAGCGGGACAUCGAGCCAUCCGCAUCCUCACGCACCUCUACGCCAUAACGCUGCACACAGACAUGACGACACCCACAAACACCCCACCAUCUGUGGAUGCACCCUGGUCCAGCGGUCGGUGUGGCAGCCAUACCGUCUGCAGCCGUUUGGUGGCCGGGAGAUGAUCUAUGUGCUCCAGAGAGGGCGCCAUCGCCCGAUUAGACGCUAUCGAGGUGAGCAUGUCGACCUGCAUAGCAGAAGGGCAACAGAAGCGAUGGGCAUACAAUUGAUCAUCACAUUCCCUGCCUCCCAUGAGACUUACGCGUCUGUCGCAGUCGCUGCCGGUGGGCAGGAAGGGCAGGUCGCCCGACACAAACUUAGCCAGCGUGACGCCCGUGGCCCUUCAGUCACACACAGACAGGAAACACAGACACGAAACACCGAUCCAUACAAAGGCGGACAGCGGGAGGGAGGCUGUGCGCGUGUAUUUAUGGUCGAGAGCUCACCAGAUGUCUACUUCAGGCCCGUAUUUGAAGGCGCCCAUCAGCAGCUCCGGCGCACGCAUGCCUAACGCCACCUGACAAGACAAGACAAGCACGACCAAGCAACAACAAUGCGGCUCUCUGCCUCUGUCCGUGUGUAUGUGUAUGUGUAUGUGUGUGUAUGUGCGUAUGAUCUGAUUGCCCACCACGUUGGUGUCCAUGGCCUUCUUAGGGUUGGACUUGUACGCUAUCAUCGCACCUGCACACACACAUACACAUACACAUACACAUACACAAAGAGCGGAUGUGUAGGAGAUACGACGAGAGGCGCUGUGUUGCGGCGUGCCGGCAUACCAUACCUAGGUCGCCAACUUUGAGUGUUUCUCCGUCCUCGCCGACCAGGCAGUUGUCCUGCUUCAUGUCUAGGUGGAUCAGUCUACUCUUGUGGAGGUGGUUGAGGCCCAUGAGGAGGUCAUAGGCGGCGUCACACGCCUCUUCGACCAAAGGCCCUGCCACACACACAUUCGCGCACAGAUCAGAUUAUCCCGCCAUUUCUGUGGCAGUCAAGGUCAACGGUGCUCACCUUUGUACUGGAUGUGCGUAGUGCUCCGCCUUCUCUCCUGCCGCCCCAGGUCAGAGGAGCAGUACUCGAGGGCGAUGUAGGCGCUCUUCUCCCACGCACGAUCCGACUCGUAGGCCGAGAAACGUCCAUACGCCUUGACCACAUUGCGAUGCUCGCCCGCCAUCCUGUAGUUGUCAUACUGCAGCACACAAAGCAAAGCAAGAGAAGAAAGGUCUUGGAUGGAUUGAGAUCAUGGUUUGUGUGUCAGGGUUAUAUUGACGCAGUGAGACACACACGCACCUCAUUUUGUGACAUUUCCUUGAGUUUGCGGUAGGGGAUGUACUUCUCCUGCAUGCCUGGCAACUGAACCUUGUCCUUGAACUGCAACACAUCACACACACCACACACACAGACGCACGUGUGCAUAUGAGAAGAGGAGAUCUGAUCUCCAUUCCAGCACCAUAACGUACCUUUUUGAUGGCCACUCUGGUGUCAGGAGGCAGUGCCAGGCCUAGGUCAUCGAGGUCCCUGCUGUCCUCCUUUCUGAUCCCGCUGUACACCAACGACGUCCUUCCUGCACACACGAGCACAUCCAUCCACAGAUGCAUCCAUCCCGCAAUCAUGUGGGGGCUCGUUGCCAUCGUGCGAUGCGUGUACGUUACCCUGUCCUUCAAAUCGGAGGUCCCGGAAGUUCUGCCGGAGGAACUCAUCCCCAACGUCCGCCCCCAGUGCCAUAUCAGGCCCAUCAGGAGGCUGAGCCAUGCUCUCGGACCUCUACGACGCUCUCUACAGAGAUCCGACGGGCCGUUGACGGCCCCUCACAAGGCGCUCACUCAAAGGGGAAGUGCUCCCUCCUCUGAGUCGAUGGAACGGUCGGUUACGACCACUUGCAGCCGAGGAAAGCGUGGAUAACAACCUUUGCGAGAGCUACCA
Molecule: messenger RNA, 3227 nt
Organism: Vitrella brassicaformis
Lineage: Eukaryota; Vitrellaceae
Source: the annotation of a GenBank genome assembly